AUGCCCGAAAAGAAUGCGCCGCUGGGCGCUUCCAAUGCGACAAAAUCCAGAUCUGAUGCAGGGAAGGAUACGAGCAUCAAGAACUCGCAAACAUCUGCGGCCAAGGCCGAAACGACCGGCUCUGGGAGUCACUCCAGCCCCAAGAAGCGCCGGAAGGUGAAUCACGCUGACCUGUCUGAAUCUGUGAAGGAACGGCCCUGCACACGCUGUAUAAAGCGAAAUAUCGGCCACCUGUGCCACGAUGAGCCGAGGGAAACUGCGAAACGAGGACGUGGCGAACACGAAAACUCUGCUGCAGACGACGAGGGAUCGUCUAACAAUGAAGUGGGCUCCGUUCAAGGCAUGCCUAGGAGUGUCGAUGUCGCCGAUGCUGCUGGUCAGCAACCAUUCCCUGAUACCACGAUCGGAAUUACACCCUCGGCUGUGAACCCGCCUUCCACGGUGCCGCCUGGAAACCUCUCUGCAUCUAGUCAGGGCCUCGAGGCUAAUUCUCAGCUCAUGCAAUACAACGACUGGGUAGGUGGUCAGAAUCAGUUCCAGGACAUGCAUUCUCUCCACCCGUCGUACAUGUUCAAUGCACAUGAGGUGACCAACGAGUAUAAUCUGCUCGGAGAUUUUCUCAGUAACAGCCUCUUGGACGACGGGGCGAUGUUCCAAAAUCAAGAUAUGCAGGGAAUCUACACCGAUUCAUCAUUGAUGAAUUCCGUGAACGGUAUGGCGCUGCCGAACGGGUUGCCUCCUCCAGCACAACUUCCACCGCCAGCCAAAAACCAAGUACCGCAAGGAGAAUCGAUUCAACCACCAAACUCCACGGUUGGAAAUGACAAAGCCCGGGAAACAUACUACAUGACCGCCGCAGACCCAGCAGGAACUGACCCACCAGAAGAGCGGAUGAACAAGCUUCUCAAAGCAAAAUAUGACGCCGGAUUACUGAAACCGUUCAACUAUGUCAAGGGAUAUGCGCGAUUAAAUCAGUACAUGGAAAAGAACAUGCAACAAAUAUCUCGGCAGAAGAUUCUGCGACAGCUCGACAAGUUCCGGCCUAAGUUCCGAGAACGCAUGCAGAGCUUAACUGAUAUCGAACUGAUUCUUGUGGAGAUGUGGUUCGAGCGGAGUCUUAUGGAGUACGACCGCGUCUUUGCCAGUAUGGCCAUACCGGCCUGCUGCUGGCGCCGAACGGGCGAAAUCUUUCGAGGGAAUAAUGAGAUGGCACAGCUGAUUGAUGUCCCGGUCGAGGGUCUGCGAGAUGGCAAACUUGCUAUUCAUGAGAUCAUCGUCGAAGAUCAGCUGGUCAGCUAUUGGGAAAAGUUCGGUGCUAUCGCCUUCGACAAUACUCAAAAGGCCAUGCUCACAAGUUGCACUCUGAAGAGUCCUAAUCCUAAGUCAACGAAUGACGGUAUUACCUGCUGCUUUUCGUUUACAAUCAGACGAGACAAUCACAACAUUAACCCAUUCUGUCUUGUGACGAAUACAGCUAAUCACCAGCAGCUGGAUGCGAUUGGGACAUUGCUUUGGAAUGACUGCACCGAUCUGAUGAUUUCGCGCGGUCACAAUCCAGAGGACGUGCUCUUGCUCGGUAAAGUAAGGGCUCUCGCGUUUGCUAUCUUGAACCAGGCUGUCUUGCCUGAUCUCCUAGGCAAUAUCAGGGCUCUAGAUCUGGCCCUCAAGGCGGCGCGUAUCUGCAUCGUGAACCAGCAACGCGAAAUUGCACUGAAUAUCUUGUCAGUAGCCGCUCUAAGGCUGGCAAGUGUUCAGCCUGUUCAUCUUGGGCUUGAUCCUGCGAUUAAUCGCACUCUCACCACCCGAUACUUCUUGCUCCGUAUUCGACUGGCCUGGUUGCAGGAUCGAGUAGAUAUCGCCGAACAUUUCUUCGCCAAACUCCCUAGGCCAGUUGUGUUGAACGAUGAAGAGUUGAUUUUCGAAACUUGUUUUAUCAUUGGUGACUCUGCACUAGCACGGCGCCUGCCUGACGUCGCAAUCACAUGGCUACAGAGAGCGAAGGAUCACUUGGAGCCCUUAUCUAUAAUGGCUGAGAUGAAUUUUGCAGACUACCAUAAGUGGAACUUGCUUGUUCGACAUUCCCUCGUUGUGGCUUGUGCACAAGUCAAAAGCCCUCAGGCAAUCUUCAUCUACGAUGUUGAAAUGAGGGUCUUGAGAGAUGAUUACCCAAAGCACCCUGCUAUGGUCCUUUUUAAUCUCUUUGUGGGACAGAACAAUCCCAGCAAUGAAGAACUCCUACAAGGUCUGAAGAGUCUGGUUGAGGAAACACUUCUCACGGACAUGAACAUGCCGAUAAUUUUCCAGUUUGCUCGAUCUCUGGGCCAUACAGGUGGCUCGGAUCAUGGAAUGGAAGCAUUUCGAAUUUUGCUUAUGCGUCCUCUGCCAACAAGGGAAUGGACAGAGAAAUGCUUUGUCGCUUUCCUUCUACUUCUGAGCAGAUCGGAUAUCUCUGAUUCCAAGCGUAUUCGGAACCUCCGGUGUGUGAUCGACACGCUAGAGAAACGAGGAUAUCCAUCAAUUGGCGCCAAGGCAGCUCACGCCACCGUGAUUGUAGGAUUUGCAAUCACCCUUCUUUCUCAAGAGCUCUCCAAAGGCUUUAGCCAGAGGCUUGGAAACAGUAUCGAGACUGUAACUCAGAGUGCCCUGUCUUUUGCUAAAGAGAAUAGCAUGUUUGAAGGUGGUGACCAGGAGGUCUCAGUCACCCAACUGCAAUGGCUAUAUUUUUCAGCUUACAAACUUGCUUUGGAACUUGUCAACUCUUCCGGGGUUCUGUGGGCUACUUCUGUCUUAGACCACUCCAGAGAUUUUGCGAUUCAAUAUCGUCAGAUUGCAUACCCCGAGAUGGGUUCCAGAGCACCUAGGCCACAUUUCUUUGCGGUUGCUUAUCUCCGUAUCCUUGUUACCUCUCUCAAGGCCCGCUGCGAGGACGAUCCGGCUGAAAGGACAUCGCACUAUGAGAGUGUACGCGCUUGUUUCCAGGAACUCGAUGAAUUGCACGGUUGGGAAGACGAAGAAGAGGAGACAGAUGAUGACGCGAAUUACAAAGAAGACAGGCGUUAUGAUAUUGCACAGUUCUUCGAUCUUGAGGCUGCUAUGUACCUCAAACAGUGGGAUGAUGUCGCCAACAUGUGUGCAUCCGACGACGCAUUCCCGGAUCUGGAAUUUUACGCACCUGUCAUGGAUCUGACUCUUCAAUUGAACCUGCCACCCACACUGGCAAUUCAGAUCAUCAAGCGGGUGGUGUCAAAACUCAGCGAGCUACAGGACGAUCCCCCAUCCACAUGGCAGCGCGAUUUCCGGGUUUCCCUGCCUCGCUACCUCCAUUGUUUAUUCAUUCUAGCCACUGCACCGGCGCAAGGCCCAAACAGUCAUGAAAUUGCCUUGCUCGAUGUCAACAUGGCCGACCCCAAGGUAGCCGAAGAAGUGCUUGACAAAGUCCUCGCAAUGGCAGACAAAGAGGGAGCCGUUAAGGAGGGGGGACACAAUGCACUGCACGAUCCGAAUAUCAUCCAGGCCGGAUCUGAGCUCUGUGAGGUGUUUACAUAUCCAGCUGCGGAGUUGAUCAAGAUUGCUACUGUGGCUUUCAAUAAAGCUACCGACUUUUACCGUGCUACUCAGGAUGAUGACUGUCAGCGUUGGGCGAACAAGGCAAUUAGUAUUGCUCAGCUUGUUCCUGGUGCUCAGGGCAAACAGCUCGUCAAGACUCUUCAGGCUAGGCUGGGGAGCUUGAUUGGAGUUUGA
This is a messenger RNA of Penicillium digitatum Pd1, 3741 nucleotides long. The record is from RefSeq and is a predicted model, not a curated record. Lineage: Eukaryota; Fungi; Ascomycota; Eurotiomycetes; Eurotiales; Aspergillaceae.